AUGAAUGGAAGUAAAACUAGGAUUAAUUAAGAGCCAGUAGAGUAUUAUGUGUAGGAUUGCAAUGACACAAAUCCCCUAGAAUCAGAAUUUUUCUUAAGAACUUUAGGUUGUGGUGAUAGAGAACAAAUUGAGCCAUCCACUCUGACAGGAAGUGGGAUACCUAUGAUUGACAUCAAUGAAGAGCAUGAAGAUGGCAUUUUUUCUUCUGAUGAGGAUAGUUAAGGGGAUGUUGAUUACUUUUACUAGGUCAAAAGCAGUAACUUCUCUCAACUUAUUAACCAGUAGGUUCAAGAUACUGAAUAACAAAAGGUUGAAAAAAGGUAAAGCUUCAAUGAUGAAUAAUUAAAUGGUUCUUUAAAAAAGAUUCAGAUUGAUGAAGUUAUCAAUAGUAUAGAAAAUAAUGAUUUAAAUUCAGAAGAUCUGGUCAAGCAAGAAAGCAUGUAUUUCCUCCAAAAUGACAAUUAGGCUCAAGGAGAUGACCUAUUUUUCUUGGAAAAAGAACUUGUUGAUGCAAAGGCCGAAAAAGAAGGGACUCCUCGUUUUGGAGACUAAACUAAAUUUAAAAACCUAAAAUUCGUCUUUAGAAAUGAAUAAUAACGUCAGAAAUUUUUAAAAGAUUAUGAGUAGGCAUAAAAUAUUUGGUAUCAGCUGUAAGAUACAAGAAAGUGCUAAUCCUAUAUUAAAAAAAGUAAAAUUUGCAGAUAUCUCUAUGAAAAUCUAGGGCCUCUUUAGCUUUAAAGCCCUAGCACUAAAUAAUCAAAUGAUGAUUUUGAGUCUACCUAGGAAUCUGUAGUUAAUAGGCAAACAAUCGUAAUAUGUGACUUACACAAACUUCUGAUAUAUAUUAGAAAGUCAUCUCACACAAACCAAGAUAUAUUAAUUAAGACAAAAAGUAAUGGGAUAUCUGUAAAGUUCUUUGUUUCUGUUAGAAGAGGAACAAUCCAAGCACUUUUGAAGUUAAGACAAAAAUUUGAUGUGGUUAUUUAUUCAUCCUUGGAUAAAGAAAUGGGAGAUGCAAUAAUAGAUCAUUUAGAAUAAGAAUUAGCGGGAGGGAAGAAGUUAUUUGAUCAGAGAUUUCACUCUCAAGAUUCUGAUUCAAUUACUUGUAAGCAAUUAGGCUUUGUAGAGCAUAAGUAGAAAUCACUAGAGUUAAUUAUACUUUCUUAGCACAGCUAAGCUUUGUAGUUUCAAUAAUCAACAUUUAAGACUAAUCCUUAAAACUAUGCAUUUAAUUCGUUUUAGCUUCAGUAGUACAGAUCUGAAAGGAAUGUUAUACUUGUGUCUUAAAACUUGAAAGAUGUAGUAUCUCAAAUGUAAAAUGUAAUACCCAUCAAGCAGUAUGAUGGGAAAAAGUCUAAGAAUAGUACCAUCAUGAACUUAGUAUUGUACUUAUAUAAACGACUACUAGGCGUUCCAGAUGUAAGAGAGAUAAUCAAGACAGAUUUUCACUCACUUACUAAUAAGCUAUAAAUAAACUAAUGA
Stylonychia lemnae is the source of this 1482-nucleotide messenger RNA. Lineage: Eukaryota; Ciliophora; Spirotrichea; Sporadotrichida; Oxytrichidae. The record is from the annotation of a GenBank genome assembly.